Molecule: messenger RNA, 2309 nt
Organism: Cryptotermes secundus
Lineage: Eukaryota; Metazoa; Arthropoda; Insecta; Blattodea; Kalotermitidae
Product: sialin
Biological process (GO): transmembrane transport; monoatomic anion transport
Cellular component (GO): plasma membrane
Molecular function (GO): transmembrane transporter activity
Source: RefSeq, a predicted model, not a curated record
CACAAGCUACACAAACUGUUGGCAUAUCUCGCGAACUUUAGUGCGCCGGUUCGGACUUGGAGGAGGAUGACGCAACAAUUCUUGUUAACAAGCCAGGUUGUCAUGGCAACGAGCCAGCCUGUAUUCGGAAGGAUUCCUGUGUCUGGUGCACUGGAGAAGUGAGGAGCAGAUGUGACUGACUGACCAGUAGCGUUUGUGAUUCAUCCGCGAGAAGACGCGAAAGCAAUUUGCCUGUCCUGUCAUAACAGCGCCGUACCAUGGGCUGGAUUCGCAGAGUGAGAGACCGCAUUGCGGCCAGAUACCUGCUCUGCCUCAUGUUCUUCCUGGGCAUAACGGUCACGUUCAUUUUGAGAGUCAACAUCAACUUGGCCAUUGUGGGCAUGGUGAACAGCACGAGUCUCGACCUGACAAGUGAGGGCACACAGUCCAACUCUUCAGGAACCUGUCUGCCGGCCGAUGGCAGCGUCUCUACCAAUAAACAGGUGGAGGGCGGGACACAUGGCGAGUUCAACUGGAGCGAGGUGGAGCAGAGCGUCAUCCUCAGCUCCUUCUUCUGGGGUUACCUUGUUUUCCAAGUGCCUGGAGGUCGAGUAGCCGAAGUGGUGGGCGCCAAACGAGUGUUUGGUGGGGCGGUGCUCAUCAAUGGGGUCCUGUCCCUCGUACUGCCCUUCCUGGCGAGGACACAUUGGACCCUGCUCCUCGUCACCCGGGCCCUGCAAGGUCUGGCCCAAGGUGUGGUGUUCCCGGCCCUCAGUGCUGCUGUGAUCAGCUGGGUACCCCUUUCUGAGAGAGCGAGGUUCAUGUCUUUUGCCGUUCAAGGUGCGUCUUUGGGCACGGUAGUGGCGAUGCCCCUCUGCGGAUUGGUGCUGAAUGCCUGGGGUUGGGAAGCCGUGUUCUAUGUUAGUGGUGCCCUCGCCUUGUUGUGGUGUGUUGCCUGGUGGCUGCUCGUGUUCGACACCCCCGAUCAACACCCCAGAAUCUCACGCGAGGAGAAGCAGUAUCUCAAAGAAAAUAUCACCCAAAAGCACAACGAGAAGAGCAGCUGGUUCACCAGUCUGCCUUACCUAGGCCAGUGGGUUUUUGCUAGCGUAUAUGGCACCUUUGCGGACACAUUGCUGAAACGAAAGAAGAUGUCCCUGCUCGGAGUUAGGAGGUUAUCUAUCGCUGUUUCACACCUGCUCCCAGCCGUUAGUCUGCUUGCUCUCUCACUGGCCGGAUGUAAUGCUACGAUAGCUGUGGUCGUCCUUACGAUAGCAGUAUCGCUGAUUGGCGCUUAUUCUAGUGGCUUCUUCCAGAGUCCUAUGGACAUCGCCCCCAACUUCGCAGGUUCUCUGACGGGGCUCAUGAAUGCCAUUGGGUCUAUUUCUCCUAUCGUCUCCACUCCAAUUGCUGGGGCAGUCUUGCAGAACGAUAGUACCACUAAUGGAUGGCGAGUAAUAUUCUGGAUAGCGGCAUUAAUGUACACCCUCUGUAGUCUUCCAUACAUUAUAUGCUUCAAAGCCCAGAUACAGCCUUGGAAUAACGCAGAAAAAGCCGAGGUCAAGUCUGCUCCAGCGCUGAUCAUGUCAAACGUUGCGUCAUCCGAUGCUGAAGAUGGGGAAAUUGAUAUGAUGACCAAGUCCAAACAAGGAUAAUGAAAAUGUUAGCGAUUUGGCUUAUAGGAAAUAAAGAAGUUGAGAUAAGGCGAUAUUGCCUCAACUCUCCACCUACAUAAUGCACAAGGACCGGCGUAACAGCACAGGCGAAACAAGAAGCCCAAUGGAGGGGUACAUUUUACACUUAAUUUCUUUUGACUUUUUGAAAAUUAAAAUUAAUUUCUGCUGCUAUACGAGUACCAUGAUAAUUAAGUAGCAGUUAUCUCAACAUAGCGACUGCAUACAGGCUGGACGACCGAGGGUUCAGAGUUCGGUUCCCGGCGGUGCAGGAUUUUUCUCUUCUCCACAACGUCCAGACGGCUCUGGGCCCAUCCUGCUUCCUAUCCAAGGGUUAGCGGAAACUUUUUCCCUGGGGGUGAAGCUGACCACUCACCUCCAUCUAGUGCCCAGUUUAAGAUGGUGGAGUUAUGCCUCCACUCCAUCACGCAUCUUCAAGGCGAAGUGCUUAAUUAAUUAAGUAAAGGGAAUACUUUGUUUUUAUUGAUGAUACUUACCGUGUUUGAAGUACUUAAUUAAUUUGCAUGUUUAAUCGGUCACCAAAAAUAAACAGACCUAGACAAAACACAGCUCACUUCAAUGAAAUCUUCUGCUUGAGCUUUUGGCAUAUGAUGAACUGUUGUUCGGAAAUUUGAAUAAAUUUUACUAGAACUUGGA